AGGGCAAAAGAAUCAUGACCUUAAAACAUCAAAAGAUAUCUCUCUGGAAUCAUCCAGAUUUCUUCACCCUCCAAGAACUCUCUAGAAUCCAACUCAGUCUCUCGUCCUGAGAAGCGAGAACCCUUUGUCUCUUAAGCCUGCUACAAGUAAAGAAGGGACAUGUUACACAUAACACCUGCAAACCUGUCAUUUUCUUCAGUCGUUAACAACUAUAAGUGCUCGCAUUGCUAGACUUAUCUAAAUCUCCCAUUUUGUUGUUGUUUCGCUUCUGUUUAUAUUUCUGUGAAGCCAAUGGAUGAGGAUUUCGAUAUCCCACCAGCUGAUGAGAUGAACGAUGACAUGGAUCUUCCGGACGAAAACCCGAUUUUCAAAGUUGGAGAAGAGAAAGAAAUUGGGAAGCAAGGAUUGAAGAAGAAACUUGUCAAGGAAGGUGAAGGUUGGGAUACACCGGAGAAUGAUGACGAAGUUGAAGUUCAUUAUACUGGAACCUUGCUUGAUGGAACCCAGUUUGAUUCAAGCAGAGUUAAGGGGACGCCAUUCAAAUUUACGCUUGGCCAAGGUCAAGUGAUCAAGGGAUGGGAUCAAGGAAUCAAGACAAUGAAGAAGGGUGAGAAUGCCAUCUUUACCAUUCCUCCAGAGCUGGCUUAUGGUGAAUUAGGUUCCCCUCCAACUAUUCCUCCUAAUGCAACUCUACAGUUUGAUGUUGAGCUGCUGUCUUGGGUUAGCGUGAAGGAUAUAUGUAAGGAUGGAAGCAUUUUCAAGAAAAUACUUGCUGAAGGAGAGAAAUGGGAGAACCCAAGAGACCCAGAUGAAGUGCUAGUGAAGUACGAAGCACGACUUGAUGAUGGAACUCUGGUUUCAAAGUCUGAUGGAGUGGAAUUUACUGUCCGAGAAGGGUAUUUCUGUCCUGCAUUGUCCAAAGCUGUGAAAACAAUGAAGAAGGGAGAAAAGGUGCUAUUGGAAGUGAAGCCACAAUAUGCAUUUGGAGAGAAGGGAAAGCUAGCCUACGGUGAAGAAUAUGCUGUUCCACCGAAUGCCAAUCUCCAGAUAACUCUCGAGUUGGUAAGUUGGAAGACAGUUAAAGAAGUAACGGAUGAUAGGAAAGUAUUGAAGAAGAUCCUCAAGGAAGGAGAAGGCUAUGAGCGCCCUAAUGAUGGGACCCUUGUCAAAGUGAAGUUGAUUGGGAAAUUACAAGAUGGAACAGUAUUUUUGAAGAAGGGCCAUGAUGAGGAAGAGCUUUUUGAGUUCAAAACUGAUGAUGAACAAGUUAUUGAUGGGCUUGACAGAGCUGUUAUGACCAUGAAGAAAGGGGAGGUUGCUCUGGUGAUAGUUGCACCAGAGUAUGCUUUUGGGUCGACUGAAUCACAACAGGGACUUGCUGUGGUUCCUCCCAACUCUACUGUGUAUUAUGAAGUUGAGCUUGAAUCCUUUGUUAAGGAGAAGGAAUCUUGGGAUAUGAACACCCAGGAGAAGAUCGAAGCGGCUGGCAAAAAGAAGGAAGAUGGAAAUGCACUGUUCAAGGCGGGUAAAUACGCCAGAGCCUCAAAGAAAUAUGAGAAGGCUGCAAAGUACAUUGAGUAUGAUAGCAGCUUUAGUGAGGAGGAGAAAAAACAAGCCAAGGCAUUGAAUGCAACUUGUAAUCUCAACAAUGCAGCUUGCAAGCUUAAGCUGAAAGAUUAUAAGGAAGCAGAAAAGUUAUGCACUAAGGUAUUGGAUAUUGAGAGUGGAAAUGUUAAGGCCCUCUACAGGCGUGCCCAAGCAUAUAUCCAAAUGGCAGAUCUGGAAUUGGCAGAGUUAGAUAUCAAAAAGGCUCUUGAAAUUGAUCCCAAUAACAGGGAUGUGAAGUUGGAGUACAAGGUUCUUAAGGAGAAGGUAAAAGAGUACAAUAAGAAGGAUGCCAAGUUCUAUGGCAAUAUGUUUGCAAGGAUGAGUAAGCUAGAGCAGCCCCAAGCAAAUCAGCAGUGAAGCAAGAGCCCGAGGCCAGCCUAAGGCGGUGAGUGUUGACAGAAAAGCUUAUAGAUGUUGAUGACAAACAGUUGGGGUGUGGAGGAGGGAACUCAGUGGAUUUUCAUAGCGCCAUGGUUUUGUUUUUUCUUAACUUUUUUUGGUUUUUUGCCCCCAUUUUUUUGAAAUGUGAAAUGUGGUUUAUUGGGUUCUUGAUGAAUGAAAGGACUGUUUUGAGUGGAGACAAGUCUGUUGAGGAUGAUCCAAAGUUGACGGUUGAACUGGCAAUUACUCUCUAACUGGUUGAGGAUGAUCCAAUGUUGAAAGUUGAAGUGGCUAUUACUCUCUAA
Messenger RNA from Macadamia integrifolia, 2294 nucleotides. RefSeq names its product peptidyl-prolyl cis-trans isomerase FKBP62-like. The transcript has 13 exons. The coding region runs from base 292 to 1965 and encodes 557 amino acids. Lineage: Eukaryota; Viridiplantae; Streptophyta; Magnoliopsida; Proteales; Proteaceae. Gene Ontology annotation, molecular function: peptidyl-prolyl cis-trans isomerase activity; protein binding. The record is from RefSeq and is a predicted model, not a curated record.